GAACGUGUGAGUCCGUUUGAAAGACAAAAACAAUGAAUGAAUGAACGAAUGAACUAUUCGAGAGAAAGCCUAGAAAAAAUUAGUAGAGAAAACAAGCGAAAAUAAUAAUAACAAAGAGCAAGAGAAUGACAGAAAGUUAUAGGAAUAAAUGGUAAAGAGAAAACUAAAAGAAGAUAACUCUGUCUCUUUUUUUUUCCUAAGCAGACGACAUUAGUGCGCAUGCGCACAGGAUGACGUGAGUGGAGUCCCAAGAUGGCUGCCGUCGUGUUGGCAAAUUUGAGUUGGAAAACUGUUACAUCAGCAGUGUGUCCAGGAGCUGUGUUGUCCGGUCGUUGUCUCCGUUGUCUAUCGGCAUGUUUAUAUUUAUCACCGAAAGUAAACGCAUUGGGGGAAUUAUAUUUUCGAAAUUAAACAAAAAGAAAAAAAAAGAAAUACACACAAACAAACGAAAGACAGCAAACAACAACAACAGGAGAACAAAUAUUAUAACAACAAACAUUAAUAACAACGACAACAACAACAACAUCAAUAACAAUUAAUAUUAACAACAACACAGACACAUACACACACAUACCUACACAGUGAUACGACCAUGUCGUGGCUUGGUGGAAGUAUCUCUACAAUUACUGGUCAGUUGUCCAACUUUACGAAAGAUAUAUUGACAGAGGGUACAGAGGAAGUUAGUGAUCAUGUGACUGAAUUACAUCUGGCACAGAAGAAAAUCCAGGAACUGGAAAAUACAACUUUGGCACUAAAAUCUGAGAAUGACUGGUUGAAGAAACUAAAUAAGGAUCUGGAAGAUAAAGCUGAAUGUUCAGAACUUCAAAUAAAUUCUAUCUCCAGAGAAUAUCGGAGUGUUCUCGAAUUCAAAGAGGUCACUGCCUUCGAUCAAACUCAGAAUCUUGAGAAGGAAAACCAGCUGCUGAAGCAACAGAACCAUGAACUCCAAGAGGCCCAUAUCAACUCUGUUGUAUCUAAAGACCAAAAAUCGCCUCCAUUAGAAUCUUCAUUUUAUCCGGAUUCUUCAAAUCGGAAUUCUGGUUUUGUGAAUGAUGAAUUGGAUUUUGGUGAAAACAUCAAUCUACAGCACGAAGUCAACCGGUUACGCUCCAGUGUCCAACACCUUCAGUCAGAAUGCAAACAUUGGAAAAGCAUUGCAUCUCAGAGGAGUUCAGAAAGAGGUGAAUCAUCACAAGUGUUGGCAGAUAUUGCAGAACUCCAAAAUAAAAACAAAGAGCUUGAGAAACAGUUCCAUAGUGAGAAAGAACGGCAUCAUGAUGAAGUGUCUGCCCUCCAAAAUAUGUACUACCAGAAGAUCACCGACCUUAAAAAAACAUAUCAAGAAAAAUUGGACAGUCAACAGACAUCAGGUAAUGAAACAAAAGAAACUGUGGAAAGUGCGGAGGAAAAAAGGUUAAAGAAACAAUUAGAACAUUCCGAAGAUGAAAUCAACAGACUGAACAGCUAUAUAAGUUCCAUAGAAGAUAAACUUAAUCUCCAAGAAACAGCAACUAAAAAUGAUGUAGGUGUUCAAGAGAAGGGAGAAAUAGUUGCAAAUAUCGAGAGCGACAAAGAUAAAGUGUACUACAGAGAAGAGAAAGGAGAAGGUGAUUACCGAGAAACUUUUGAAGCUCUAAGGAAUGAAAUUGCUGACCUAAAGAACCAAAAUUUUGUUCUCGUCAAAGAAAAUGGCAACUUGAAGAAACAUUUGGAAGAAAACUCAAAGCCGAUUGACGAAUUAGAAGGAAACAUGAGUUGGGACCAUUACGAUGAAUUAGAAGGAAGUUCUAAUGUUCUUCAGCGUGCCUCACAUAGACCGUUUGAGGACAGUUCCAUGCAUGGUUUGGAUGAGAACGACUGCCAAAAUAGGCAUGCCUCUAGAUCAGAGAUGCAAGAACAGAUGUCUGCUCUGCAGAAUCAAGUUGAAAAAUAUGAGAGGGAGCUGGAGCGUUUUGAGUACCUCAAGUCUGAUUGGCAGCUUGAGAAAGAAGCUCUUGAAGAUGUUCUUAUGAAUUUGCGGAAUCAACUGAAAGAUAAGGAGUCUGCUAACAAUUUGGCUCAAGACCAAAAGGAGGAACUAGCUGAAGUUGAACGGCAAGAGAAAAACAAUGAUGAUGACAUAUCUUUUGAAACGGCUGAGUAUUUACUAGACAAAGCUGCUGCCAGCUUGUAUCCGCUAAAAAUGGGUUAUCUGCGUGAACCACGCUCUAUGAACAGUGAUGAGGAAGAUGCUAGCAGCGACUUCAGCGUUGACAUUGAGAAGUUUGACCGGCAGGUGGCCCUGCUCACACAGGCCAAUGCCGAUUUGGAAAGGGAGAGAGAGUACCUGCUCCAAGAAAAGCAUCAUGCCAACGAUGAAAUCAGCUAUUUCAAAGACAAGGCCACAUCUUUGGAAGAAAAAUACACAGAGAAAGUGAAAAAUGAAAAAACUUUGAAAGAAAAACUGAAGGAAGCCAAGCAUCAUUUGGCUGAGAAAGAUGAACAGAUAGAAAAAUUAAUCAGUGAGAAAGAUGAUGUUCAAAGUAGUCUUGAAGAACUGGAUUCCCAGCACCAAGAAGCCAUAAGUCAGUUAAUUGAUAAUCGCCAUGAUCUUGCCAAAAAGGUUAGAGAAAAAUCUGAUCAAAUUGAUCAAUUACAAGCCGAACUGAAGCAGAUCCAGUUUCAGCUGGAUACUGCAAAUGAAACCAUUUCCAAGCAGAAAUCUGAUCUAGAAGAACAUUCUAGAAGCCAUCAUGUCUCUCAUGAUCAGCUGAAUGAAUUGUCUUCUGAGAAAGACAGACUUUCAAAUCAAAUUGAAGAUCUGAAAGCCAAGCUAGAGAAAGCUGCCUAUGUGGUAAAUGAACUACACCUGGAUAAAAAGGAACUUUGCCAGAAAAUGGCAGAGAAAGAAGAAGGCUUGAACAAUGAAAUUAAAGAAUUAGCAGCACAUAACAAAGAGCUUGAACUUAGUAACUCUGAGCUUCAGGAGAAACUCUCACAACCACUGGAAACUGAGGACACAUCUGAAAUGGAGUUCAGAAAUAAGUGCUUAGAUAAAGAAAUUCAGAAUCUAAAGGAAAAUGUAAAAGAGUAUGCAGAAUUGAAUCGCAUGAAUGAGAUGAAACUUGCAGAUAAUGAAGAUAGAUUUAGUAAAUUAUUUAAAGAGAUCGAAGAAGUCAAGAAAGAAAAUACUGAGCUUGUGAUUAAGUGCUCAGCUCUGAGAGAAGAAAAUCAGUUCCAGCUAAAAGCCACAGAAGACAAAAACUCUAAGGAGAGAUUUGAAAUUAACAAUCUUCAACAAGGAACUGAUAGUCUUAGCCAGGGUCUUGGACAUCUUCUACUAGAUUCAGAGAAGCCUGAUGCCAGUCUGUUACUUGAGUCUAUCAACUACACUGGAGAACUAUUGGAAGACUAUCUUGUAAAUGUUUUGGAAAGAAAUGGUGCAGAAUCUUCUGGAAAACCUGCAGAACACUUUAGAGCUAAACAAGUUAAAAUGUGCCUAGCAUAUCUGAAAGCUCGAUUAAAAGACAGACAGGAGGAGCUAUAUAUAUCUAACCAAAAUGAAGAGCAUUCCAAGAUUAUGAUAGAGAAGUGUGAGGAAAUAGAAGCUUUAAGAACUCAAGUGUUGGAGCUAAGAAAAGAUCUAGUCAGUAGCAUGGAAAGAAUUCAAGAAUUUGAGGAUAUAUCUAACAGAAAUCAGGAAUUAGAAGGUCAGGUAGAAAAGCUAAACAAUAAGAACCUGGAGCUAACUAAUGAAAUGUCAGUUCUACUCUCCAACGAUUCUCAAGACUCAGCUAAUAAUCUCUGUGAUCCAAAGACUUUAGAUUUGAUCACAGAUUUAGAAUUUGAGUUGCUUUCUUCGAACAAUAAGAUUAAAUCUUUAGAAAAAUUGGUAUGUAAACUCCAGGCAUCAUCAGGAGUUGCUCCUGAAAAGGAACUAAUAAAAGGUGUGGUUGAUAAGAAUUCCUUAAACAGUGAAACAAGUGACAUUUUAUCACUUCAAGCUAAAGUUGAGAAAGAUGAGCAAGAACUCAGGUAUUUCAAGAAUAUUCUCCAAGAUAUAUCUAGUAUCAUAGACUCGGAAAAACUACAAGGAUUAAAUAAAGAUGUCAUUGAGUAUCUGAAGCAACUGAAGGCUGGAGAAUUUGAAGAUAAAUAUUCUACAGGGGGCAGUGAAGGGGAUGCAGAUGAAGUGGUUGAAAAAGCUGAUGAAAUCCGAGAUCCAGAAUCUCUGAAGUGUUUUUCUGAGAAGAAGAUUGUAAGUGAGGAGAUAUCUGUUCAGAAGCAGAGUUGCACAACAGUCACAAAUGGAAAUGCACAGGUCGAAGAACUGGAGAAACUACAACAGAUUGUUUCAGAAAAGGACAAUAUCAUUCAAGAGUUGCAAAACAACAAUGCCAUGCUGUUAAAAAUGAUUGAGUCGAAAUCCGUGUCGGUGUAUGGUGAUAAAAGUCUUCUUGAACUUCAUCAGUUAUCAAAUGAUGUGAAAGAUUUGAAAUUGGAGAAGGAACAAAUGAUUUCUGUGAUGGACGAAAAGACAAGAGAGUGCAGUUCUUUGAAAGCUGAAGUACACCGUCUGAUGGCUAUUGUGUCGGAAGAAAGGAAUGCAAUUGAUCAUCUACAGCUUGAGAACCAACAGUUGCUACAGUCUCAGAACAAAGUUAUUGUUUCAAAUGAUGCCAGUGAGGCUGGAGGAAUGCAGAAGGAAGCCCUGCAGAAACUUUCAAACAUCAUUCGAGACAAGGAUGUUGAAAUCGAUGCCUUGAAGCAAAAGAACAAGACUCUGCUGACGAUAUUCCAAGACAGUUCACAGAGUGGUCCACAGAUCAACUCACUCAUACAAGAUAAAGAGAACUUAAAGAAGCAGUUGAGUGUUCUUCAAGCUGAACGGGAUCAGAUCGUAAGCUAUUUGAAUCAGAAGCACCAGGAAAGUGUGGCUUAUCACAAUGAAAUCCAGCGCUUGAAUGCAUAUAUCCAGAAUGAAGCUGAAAAAUAUGACCAAUUGAAGUGUGAACACGACCGAUUAAUGCCAUUGUAUGAAGACCGGAACCAAACACUUAUCAAAACCCAGAAUGAGCUUGUGAACUACAAACAGAAGUAUUCUGAACUAGAAGCAAAAUAUGAGGAACUGAUGCAAAGAAGUAAUGUUAGUGAGACAGUUGAUGUGAUCACAUACAACAACAAAAUUGAAGAGAUCAACUUCCUACAGGAAAGAUUGUCAAAAGUUCAAGCUGCACUAACAGAACAAGAGCAGAAAGUCCAGGGACAGUUGCAUAGCAACAAUGAUACUGAACGCACCCUGAGAGGAAUAGAACUCGAGCGAAACAACCUGAAGAAGCAGUAUGAUAGUUUAACAUUCCAGUUCAGGGAGCUUCAGACACAGCUGAACGAGCUGAAGACAGAGAUAGCUUCAUCUCAACGCCUCAAUGAGGAGCACAACAUGGAAAUUUCAACCUUGAAAGAAAUCAAUAACAAACUGAGCUUGACUAUUCAACAGAAAGAAUUUGAGCUGCGGAAUGUCACUGAGAAGGCCAACACUGUGACAGCAAUGUUACAGAAACAGCUGGGAGAGAGAAGUGAGUUGGAUUUGUUGCUACAGGAGUCCGAAUCGAUCCGACAGCAAGCUGUUAAAUUCCAACGAGAGAGGGACCAAGUAAUUCUUUCCAUGAGGAAUCUUCAAAUAGAGAAGGAAGAGAUGACUAAAGAGAUGCAGAAGUUCAAAGACAGAAACGACAAGCAAACCAGGGAACUUGAAAGGCUUAAGAUGCAUUUGCUGCAGAUUGAAGAAGCUUACACAAAGGAGGCUUUGGAGUCGGAAGAGCGAGAGAAAAAUUUGCGAAACAAACUGGCUGCUACUGAAGAGAAGGCUUACAUCACGGCUGCUGCUGUGGAAUCAGCUGGACAACACAGUUCUGCACAAAUUAACAGCUUGAAUCAACAGCUGCAUGCAAUGGCCUCUCAACGUGACAAUGCCUAUCUCCAGUUAAGCACUUACCAAGAACAGUGUAAACAGUAUGCUACCUCGCUCAUGAACCUACAGAUGGUGUUAGAACAGUUCCAGGCAGAGCGAGAGAGUCAGAUGACAGCUGAGAAGCACAAGAAUGAAGUAGAGCAGAAUCACUUAAAGGCAUUAAUUGAAAAUCUUCAGUCCAAUCUCCAAGACACUCAGGAGAAGCUGUCUGAGGCUGAAGAUGGUUUGCAGGCAGCUGAGCGCCUUAGUGAACAGAUAGACUUAAAGAUGAAUCAUAUAGGACAGUUGAAGGCUGAAGUUGAAGAGAAAGAAAAUCUUCUGAAAGAGGCUGAUCAAGAGAUCCAUCGGCUGAAAUUUGAUUCUGAAGCAUUUGUCGAUAAACUUGUAAUGAAAAACCUUAUCAUUAAUUACCUGAGCACAUCACAAACAAAGAAGGGUGAUGUCUUAAGGCUUAUUGGUGGCAUUCUAGAAUUUUCUCCUGAAGAUUUCUCAAAGGUAGUGAAAUACGUAUAUGAGCAAAGAAACAAUUGUGGUUGUAUAUCCUUUAAGCCUUAAUUUCCAAGAGAAAAGAGAAAAUGUAAAUUCAAAGAAAAAGAAUCGAUUAUUGAUGUAUUUAAAAAAAAACAAAAAACUAAUUGAGUGGAAACUUUAUCAGAAAUUACUGACUGGAACUUUUGAGUUUCUCUACCUGGCUGCUGAACUGUUAGAAAAAGCAGCCAAAUGACACUGUCACGUUAAAGAGAAUCAUGAAUUAAUGUCAUCUUAGAUAUAUAAGCUGAAUAGUAAACGAAGAGAUUUAGUGCCUACUGGGAAAGCAGAAGGUUCAUUUAGGAAAAGCUGGGUAUUGGGCUUUUUCCAGACAAGUUCCAUUCCUCCAUCUGUAUCACCCAACCCCAGCCCUUCA
Molecule: messenger RNA, 6854 nt
Organism: Octopus bimaculoides (California two-spot octopus)
Lineage: Eukaryota; Metazoa; Mollusca; Cephalopoda; Octopoda; Octopodidae
Product: thyroid receptor-interacting protein 11
Biological process (GO): endoplasmic reticulum to Golgi vesicle-mediated transport; Golgi organization
Cellular component (GO): Golgi apparatus
Molecular function (GO): small GTPase binding
Source: RefSeq, a predicted model, not a curated record